Messenger RNA from Fusarium vanettenii 77-13-4, 1665 nucleotides. RefSeq lists its product as uncharacterized. Lineage: Eukaryota; Fungi; Ascomycota; Sordariomycetes; Hypocreales; Nectriaceae. The annotation marks the transcript as partial. The transcript is spliced from 4 exons. The record is from RefSeq and is a predicted model, not a curated record.
AGUUGUAUGCCUGGGACCCCUAAUUCCCUCGAGUUUGAACUUGCCGUCAGACAUCCUAUUGCCUACCCAACAUUGUAUCCCAUACCCAUCGCCUCUCUUCCUCCUGACCGGAUGAUCAGACCAACCAGAGCCAUCCAAUCACCGUUAGACGCUUCUCCUUCAGCAGAUUCCGGCGACUCUCCUCCUGGGCAAGACAUCUCACCUACGUCCAGUUUCUCAACAGCCCAACCACCGACCACACUACUCAUCCACGAUGGUCUCAAGCAACUCGACAUAUCCUACUGGACAGAUGUACCCAUUAGCAACGAGCUGGCCGCGCGGGUGAUUUCUCUUUACCUCGAGAUAGACUACCCAGUCUUGCCCCUGUUCCAUGCCGAACUCUUUGUUCAAGAUCUCGUACAGCGACGAGGAUAUUUCUGCUCUCGCCUCCUUGUUUCCGCCCUUCUUAGCUGGGCUUGUCAAGCAUACACUGCCCUGAAGCCAGAGGUCGCCACAUACAGCGUCGAGUUCUUUUCCGAGGCCGAGAGAUGCCUCGCCGCCAUGCCGUCAGCCAACACGCUGACGGCUGUCUCGGCACUGCAGCUUCUUUGUAUGAGUGCUGUAACACAGGGCAGAGAUGACGUCGCCUUGAGGUUUCUUCAAGAGAGCGUCAAAGUCGGCAGGACGAUGGGAUUGUUUGGUGUACAGCCUGGUAGACCGUCAGCAAACAGCUGGCUGGACGGUUACCACGACUGGCGAAUCGCUGCGUCGUAUACAGCAUGGGGAAUCGAGAUUCCUCCUCAGCUUCCGAUGCCAGGGGACGUUGAGUUUAUUCCGGAUAUGCAGGGGGUCUACUCUACCCAUCCUGACCCCCAAAAAGACAGAUUCAGAGCUUGCUGCCAGCUCUGGGUCAUCUUUCAUCAGGUGCUCUGGUCAUAUUAUGGCCAAAAGCAGACUGGAGUACCCUCGCAACGCGUUCCGGUCGAGUUUGCUGAGGGGAUAUACCGUCGACUAUUAACGUGGGCAGACGACUUGCCCCUGAACCUCGUACGAAGUGAUUUGAGCAACCACGGCGUUAUGAUGAUGCAUAUAUACUUCCACGCCAUCGUUACCGACGUAUUCAGGCCACUGCUCAUCGAUGCCGAAAUGAGCAAGCCGCUUCGCCUAGGCUCGUUCACGGCACCUAAGGCCACUCCCGAGGCUGCGUACUCGGCUUCUGUGAACCAGCUGAAGCGUCUGCUACUCAUGUAUCGGCUCAACUUCAGGACCGCCAUGUUCUCAGUCGUCUGGCAAACAGGACUUAUCUACGUUGCCAACGCCAUGAUGAGGGAGGUCAAGUCCAAUAGUAACGAAUGGCGCUACUACCUUCACCUCUGCAUGGCAGGGCUAGAAGAUCUUUACGCCUCCUACCGGGUAUUUGGGUCCAUUGCAAAGGCCAUUCUGGGCAUAGCAAUCGAACACGGUGCUCUCAGAACCUCUGAAGCACGGCGUAUCACAAACGAGUUAGAGGACCUAGGUCGCCAUCACACAGUCAUCAAGCCUCUGGGCGAUGGACGAGAGGUGGCCAACUGGAUCAUCGAUCUGGAUCUUGCCAUGACAGAUCCCAAGGCCGCGCAAGGUAGUAACCUUGCGGAACGAUUCCAGGAGCUCAUUAUCGAGGACACCACAGAGGAGAAUCAAUCUUAG